UAUAUAUUUGUAUUAUCGGAGUAGUAAGAAGUAGAGAAAGAAGAAGACAUUCUCAGUUGUGUUGUCUGACAAAACGAACAGCAAUUGGGAGCAGAUGCAAGAUCCAUCUUCAAACCCUAAUUCCAAUCCAAAUCCCAAUCCUCACAAUGCCAAUGCCGCAUCCCAGCUACCGCGUCCACCGCCGGCCACCACCGCCGGCGCCGGCGCCUCCUCGUCCUCGCUGUUCGCGCGCUCCGGCGGGCCUCACCACCGGCGAGCCCAUUCGGAAGUGAGUUUCCGGCUGCCGGACGACAUGAUGGACCUCUCGCAGUCGGAUCCGUUCGCCGGCGGGUCGUCGACGGCCAGCAUGGAGGAGAUCGGAUCGGAGGACGACCUGUUCUCGACGUACAUUGACGUGGACAAGCUCGGCGGCGCAAACGGGUCGGGCGCCGCCGGAAACGGAGCGGAUCCGACCGGCGAAACCGAGAAGAGUCCGGCGAGGCCGCGACACCGGCACAGUAGCUCCGUCGAUUUCGGGGAAAUUAUGGAUGCGAAGAAAGCUAUGCCUCCUGAUAAGUUAGCUGAGCUAUGGACAAUUGAUCCCAAGCGUGCUAAGAGAAUACUUGCAAAUCGGCAAUCUGCUGCUCGAUCGAAGGAGAGAAAAGCGCGCUACAUACAAGAACUUGAGCGCAAGGUUCAGACUCUUCAGACGGAAGCCACAACUCUUUCUGCCCAAUUGACCUUAUACCAGAGGGACACAACAGGACUGAGUACUGAAAAUACAGAGCUAAAGCUCCGUUUGCAAGCCAUGGAGCAACAAGCACAACUUCGUGACGCUCUUAAUGAAGCAUUGAAGAAGGAAGUUGAGAGGCUUAAGGUUGCUACUGGUGAGAUGAUGAGCCACACUGAUUCCUUUAAUCUGGGAAUGCACCUGAUGCCAUUUUCCGGAUCAAAUUUCGUUCCAAUCCCGCCACAAUCAGGUCCUUCUGGUCACCAAAACAUGCAGAUGCCACCAUUUGGUCUCACCCCAUCCACAAUGCCAAGCCAUCUACUGCAUCAAACAAGUUCUCAUCCAUAUUCAGAAAUAUUGCAAAAUGACCAGCUUGGUCGUUUCCAGGGGCUUGACAUUAGUAGCAAAGGAUCAACUCUCGUGAAGUCUGAAGGCCCCUCACUCUCCGCAAGUGAGAGUAGCACUACAUUUUGAAUUUGACAGAAAAUGCUUGACCUGCUGACUUAUCCAUGCCAUUCAUUGUUCAUAGGGUUGACAUUUAGUCAACUAAUGAAGGUACCUUAUUUCAUGAUUCAAAUUUGAGGAUUAAUUUUAACUAUUUAUUCUAAGGGGGUGCUCACCAAAAAGGGGAAGCACCCAUGGGGUUUUGUUGCAAAGUUCACGUAAUCAUGUUUCAGCAUGGCAUUUGGUGUUUCUGGGAGCUGGAAUAUUGGGAAUGAAAGGUCAUUCCCAUUGUAUCUUUGUAUUUGUAUCAUCGUUUACGUGAUAGCAUGUAAACUGUGUGAUUUAUUGUUGUGUUUCACUACAUUCAGAGUCCAAGACGGACUCUUUUUCUUUCUUUCUAUAAUUACUUAGUUUCAGGUUUAUUCAUAGUCGUUGUACAAUGCAAGAGUUUUGGGUACUCCGUACUUGUUGUAUUAAGCUUCUUCCGAGAUCAAACCUUUUUGAAUAACUGGCAUUUCUUAGUUUCUCUGUUCUGAUUUCUUUGUAACACAUUACUAUCUUUGUAGUACAACACUUUUGAUUGUACCAACUACCAAGUAUGUUUAGCCACCAUAAAAGUUAAGUAUUGUAUCAGUAA
Molecule: messenger RNA, 1790 nt
Organism: Glycine soja
Lineage: Eukaryota; Viridiplantae; Streptophyta; Magnoliopsida; Fabales; Fabaceae
Product: transcription factor RF2b-like
Exons: 4
Coding region: 95-1183 (362 amino acids)
Biological process (GO): regulation of DNA-templated transcription
Cellular component (GO): nucleus
Molecular function (GO): DNA-binding transcription factor activity
Source: RefSeq, a predicted model, not a curated record